Clarias gariepinus (North African catfish) is the source of this 1731-nucleotide messenger RNA. RefSeq names its product protein phosphatase methylesterase 1 (gene ppme1). The transcript has 14 exons. NCBI's taxonomy places the organism in Eukaryota, Metazoa, Chordata, Actinopteri, Siluriformes, Clariidae. Gene Ontology annotation, molecular function: protein methylesterase activity. Bases 154 to 1284 code for a protein of 376 amino acids. The record is from RefSeq and is a predicted model, not a curated record. Gene Ontology annotation, biological process: protein demethylation.
UUUGCUUCUGUGUGGGGUUUGGUUAGGUUUCUGUAGCUCCCCUUGUAAACUAGCCGUCAACUAGCUUUAAACUAGUGAUACACAGUUUAUUUAAUUACUCUUAUAUGUUGCAAGCAGUUUUUGCUAAGGAAAGGUGUUUGACUUAAUCACAGAAUGGAGAGACAGUUGCAUUUGAAUUUGUUAGCGUCCAGACCUCCGAUGGCAGGAGGGUUACAGUCGGGAUCUAAAAUGAAAAUGGGGCCUGGAAGAAAGCGUGACUUCUCUCCGCUGCUGUGGAGUCAGUAUUUUGAAACCAUGGAAGAUGUGGAAGUGGACAAUGACACCAGCAAAGACACAUUCAGGAUCUACAGCAGUGGUUCUCAGGGUCCGGUUCUGCUUCUGCUUCAUGGAGGAGGCCACUCUGCUCUCUCCUGGGCUGUCUUCACUGGUGUGAUAAGUAGCAGAAUUAAGUGCAGGGUUGUAGCUAUGGAUCUCAGGGCACAUGGAGACACAAAAGUGAAAAACCCAGAAGACCUGUCAGCUGAAACAAUGGCCAAGGAUGUUGGGAAAGUUGUGGAAGCCCUUUAUGGUGAAAACCCACCCCCGGUAAUGAUGAUUGGUCACAGCAUGGGCGGAGCAAUAGCAGUCCACACUGCUGCAGCCAAUCACGUGCCAUCAUUGCUAGGCCUGUGUGUGAUUGAUGUAGUGGAAGGUACAGCGAUGGAUGCCUUAAACAGUAUGCAGAAUUUUUUAAGGAGUCGACCAAAAACUUUCAAGUCAGUGGAGAAUGCUAUUGAAUGGAGUGUGAAGAGCGGUCAGAUCAGGAAUAUCGAGUCUGCACGUGUGUCUAUGGUUGGACAAGUAAAAAAAUGUGAUGAGCCUUUGAGCAGUCCUGGUGUUUCUAAGAGCAUCAGUGAAGGGAUCAUUGAGGAAGAGGAAGAAGAGGAGGAAGAUGGCGAGUCUAACCAAAAACGGAAGAAAGAAGACGACCAAGAGGUGAAGAAAGAGAGUCUCUACACCUGGCGCAUUGAGCUGUCUAAGACUGAGAAGUAUUGGGAGGGCUGGUUCAGAGGCCUGUCUUCUCUCUUCCUCACAUGUCCUGUGCCAAAGCUAUUGCUACUGGCUGGCAUUGACCGACUGGAUAAAGACCUUACCAUAGGACAGAUGCAGGGAAAGUUCCAGAUGCAGGUUCUUCCACAGUGUGGUCAUGCUGUUCAUGAGGAUGCACCUGAAAAAGUAGCUGAUGCUUUAGCAACCUUUAUGGUGCGGCACAAGUUCACUGAAUUCAAGGAAGACUUCCCCUGACAAUGUACAGUGUCUUCUAGCCUUCAUCCGUCAGCUUAGUGCAAUGAAAGUGACGAAAUCCAUCCUCCUCGUCUAUGUCGCUCUUCAUCGGAAACUAGAGUACUACCACCAACAUGCAACUAUCACUGCUGCAAAUCCUUCUUAGCACUUCACUUAUUAUUAUUUUUUGUCAUUCUUAUGUAAUUAGGUAUAAUUGCUUUUGUUAAGCUGACCAUAACUGUGUUGGCAGGAUUUGUAGAUCUUGCACCUGUAUGGUAAGAUCACUGAAGAUUGCAGAGUUUAUUUAUUCUAAUUUUUGUUUAUAAGUAAUUCCUUCAUUUGCAUUUCAUCCAAUGCCUUGCUUGUUUGUUGUUAAGAUUAGUAUGACUGCUUCAUGUGUUCUAUGUAUUAUUCAUUGUCAAUUUUCAAGAUGGAAAAAUAAAAAAAAGAUGUUUGAACAAACUUGUC